Molecule: messenger RNA, 660 nt
Organism: Talaromyces amestolkiae
Lineage: Eukaryota; Fungi; Ascomycota; Eurotiomycetes; Eurotiales; Trichocomaceae
Exons: 2
Coding region: 1-660 (219 amino acids)
Cellular component (GO): proteasome core complex, alpha-subunit complex; proteasome core complex; nucleus
Source: RefSeq, a predicted model, not a curated record
AUGAAGCUCCAAGAUACUCGUAUCACGCCCUCGAAAAUUGGUUUAAUUGAUACCCACGUCUGCCUUGCCUUUGCAGGCCUGAACGCCGAUGCUCGAAUCUUGAUCGACAAAGCUCGAUUAGAGGCUCAGUCUCACCGCUUGACCGUCGAAGACCCCGUUACGAUUGAAUACAUUACGAAAUAUGUUGCUGGUGUGCAACAACGAUACACUCAGAGUGGUGGUGUUCGUCCCUUUGGUAUCAGUACUUUGAUCGUCGGUUUCGAUAAAGGGGAUGGUACUCCGCGACUGUAUCAGACUGAGCCCUCUGGUAUUUACUCUGCAUGGAAAGCAAAUGCCAUCGGCCGCUCAAGUAAGACCGUCCGCGAGUUCCUCGAGCGAAACCACAAGGAUGAUAUGGACCGUGAAGCCACCCUCCAGCUCACCAUCAAGUCGUUACUGGAAGUUGUGCAGACCGGCGCAAAGAACAUUGAGAUUGCUAUAAUGGCACCUGGCAAGCCCAUAGAGAUGCUUCCUACAGAGCAGAUCGAGUCGUACGUCAAGAACAUCGAAGCUGAGAAGCAGGAAGAGGCGGCCAAGAAGAAGACUGGACGGACACCGGGAACCGGAUCAGCAGCCAUCUUGACGCGGUCGGGAGCUACUGGCGAGGGCUCUGAGAGCUAG